Molecule: messenger RNA, 10294 nt
Organism: Porites lobata
Lineage: Eukaryota; Metazoa; Cnidaria; Anthozoa; Scleractinia; Poritidae
Source: the annotation of a GenBank genome assembly
AUGGUAUCAGUAAUAAAGUUGUUGGUGUUGUUCACUACCAUUGGUGCUGUCUAUAGCGAUAGCGGUAAGUUGUGAAUUAUGUGAUGUAGAAGACAUAACAACUAGGACCGUAUUUUUGUCCCCAACAUUUGCAGUCAUUGUUUGAAACUAUACUCCCAGUAUAGCUUAUUAGCUAUAAAAGGUCUUAAAGGAGGAAGAUCUUCGCAAAGUAAGUAAGUUAGCUACAUGCAGUGGAACUUUGGAUUCGCUCUAACGAAGGGCCUAUGCUCGAAAAAUCCAGCCUCUCAAAUCCCCCCCCCCCCCCCCCCCAGUCUACCUUCAGUUGUAAAAUCAGGAUAAACCCAGAUUUGUGCGUUUUACACCACCACCAACGCAUCACCACAGUUUCCUUGUUAACUUGCCCCUUUAUUUAUAGUUAUCUUUAUUAUGUUUGUUUUGUUGUAAACAACAAAUAUACUGCUGUAACCAAAGGUUUAAAACUGUGUUCUUUAAUAUCUGUUCAUACACAUAUGCGCGUUCGAAAUCUAUAGCAAAAAUACAGCAAUUAUGAUGAGUAAGAAUUCUACUAAAUUACAAUUCCAUAGAAAGGAAAUAUUUACCCGAUGAUUGUCUCCAACGUUCGUUGUAUCUCAUGCACGAUCAAUUAGUGAUUGUUCAAUUAUAGCUUAUUAACGAUUGUUGCGUUUUCACGCGUAAUUAAUUAAUCUAGAGUGAAACAAUGUUUAAUUCUAUCUUUUUCAGAGGGAAAAUGGGGCUAUGUAAACCUCACAAGUGAUGACGGUUAGUAUAACUGGAGCUACAUAAACCUUUAGUUAGUUACUGUCCUUCUGUAUCAGAGCGAACUUUGAUCUGGUACGCAAAAUGCAAUUUGUUAAAGAACCUCGAGAUCUGGGAAAUGAAUGACAGUUUCUUGAGAAUAGUAAAUCCUGAAGAGGCGUUCAAAGAAGAUACAGCCAUAGAAGACAGUGUAAGCUUUUGAGCCAGAAGAGAAUAAGGCAUGUUAUAAGACAGUUAUUUCUCGUCCACCUUAUGACUUUGAAUGGCUUCUCCUUCAUUCUAAUCUAACUUACCCGCUGAAGAGAUUUCAGUGUAAUGAACAUAUAGUGUAGAAAUUAGUUUGGUAAUUCAUACUAAACGUAUGAUUAGUGGAAAAGUUUCGUGUGACUUUCAAACAAAUCAUGAGAAAAGUCAGAUUGACUCGCUCACGAGCGUUUUUAACCCAGUGAUAAAUUCGUGAAUUUGUUUUGGCGUCUCAUUAGUUGAUUGAAUUAAUUAUUUUACGUUAUGUUUGAAGGGGUUGGUUCUGAAACAAACUGUACGGAGCUGCGUCGGUUUGGGGGUCAAACAGGAACAAGUACUAAGUUUUAUCAACUACAAUUAGUUAUGUCAACGUUGAUAAAGUCACUUUUAUAAUAAUCACCUUUAUAGGGUGUUCCGUCGGAUUGGGGGUGAAACGAGAACAAUAGCUUUAUCAACAAAGUUUAUAAAAUUACUUUUUACCACCUUAAAGGUGCGUGAAUAAAACCAAAUUUAUCGAAUUUCAGUACUCUCAUUAACAUCUGGUUUUUAAAGAGCAGCUGCAAUUUACCUGGCUUUUAUCGUCGUCUUGUUGAUAGAAGUGACUGCCAUGGCAUGUUUUGGUUCAGAGCGAAUAACACAAGUUUCGCUCUACCGAAGGUAGGUCUUUGUACAUUACGCUUUUAAUUUGUUUCCCCACUAAAAUGCUCCAUUUUUUAAUUUCCUUGUUCGUUAUAGUGAAAGGUCCUGAAGACUGGCACGAUCUAGAGCUGAAAAAAGACAAUCAGUGUGGUGGAAAUAGACAAUCCCCAAUAAACAUCAAAACAAGCGAGGUUGAGGAAGAAGAUAGCUACCGUCGUUUAAAAAUCACUUUUGACAACGCAAGGGGACUUGUUACUGGAACGCUUGAAAACACUGGGCAUUCACCUAAACUUGAAAUUGCUGAUUCCAAUGGAGCUUCUCUAACUGGAGGUCCCCUGGGGAAUAACAAAUUCGAAUUGAUCGAGUUUCAUGUUCACUUUGGCUGUGUUAAUGAACGCGGGUCUGAACACAAGCUCAAUGGAAAACAACUGUCUGGUGAGGUAAGUGAUGACAACGACGUAAACCUUUUUUCUUUUACGUUUGACUCAAUUCGGUAUUUCUCAUAUCCUGGCCCGUAAUAUCUUUGUUACGGGAAACGAUUGCAAUGGAGGAAACGAUUACUCAGGACGGGAAUGUAUAUAAAUCUUCAAUAUUCAGUGCUGAGCCAUAUUACUCGCAAUUGCGGGCGCAGUGCUUUCUUGAGUGAUCUUUCAGUGGGCAACAAAGUGGGAGUAUGCAAAAGUUGAAAAAGACUUACCAGAAGUUAUUGUUGUACAGAAAACAUCUUACUAUUUAGACACUGAACGAUCAAGUGCCUCUACUAGGUUCCCACUUGAACCAACUCAUCGGGAAUGACCUUAAACUUCUCUUGUUUUCCCCAGCUUCACAUGGUAUUUGGUCAUGGUGAAGAACCACGAGCUGUUGUAGCCGUUUGGAUUAAGGUACAACCUGCAGUCUACCUUCCUUCCUGCAAUUCGUCCUCUAUAUAAACAUUACAACUUAAAUAUGCAGAGCAACCUUCCCCUCCCCUUCCCCUCCUUCGUAAAGAAGUAAAAUCCUAUUCCUGCAAAACGUGGCUGUAACCAUCCAGAGACUAAAUAAUUCCAAUAAUUCAGAGCGGUUUGCUAAGAAAGUGCUAGUCUAUUUACUCAAUAAUAUUUUUUAUUUCCUUUAAAUUAAAUAAGGCCGAAAUGUAAAGCCUACAGAGACUUUCAUUAAUUUUUAACCAGUUGUGUCACCUUCGAAAAAAACGGGCAUCGAUCUAAACCAGUGAAAAAGAUUAAAAUAAUGAAUUCUUGAGAAGUCUAUUUGGAUGCACCUUAAUAUAUGUGUGACUUGAAGGGGAAAUUAAAAUUAUAAUAAGCCUUUUGGAAGAUGGCGUCAUUUUACUUCUACGACCAUAAUCCUUUCGUUUUCCCUGUUCAUAUAUAAAUUUGGUAAUCCCAGCGAGGAUGCAAUUACCAAAGCCCUAAUUUGCAACAAAGCAAAGCCAUGAAGGAUUCUGGUCGUAAUAGAAGAGUAACGUCAUCUUGACGUCAUUCUAAAUUGUUUAAUUAUUAUAGGCACCUUCCAAGGGAAACAAAAUUUUUGGAAAGUUGGCAAAUCUGAUGCACCACAUUAUCAAGCCUGGUAGGUGUUUUAGAGAAACUAUAAGCGAAGAAUACGGAAACAGUCAAAACUCACCACCAUCUAGCAGCUACUAUUUACUUGUGAUACCACAGCGUAGUAGGAGGAUGCACCGAUCCUCUCCGUGCUAACAAUAUAAUUUUCGUUAGAUUUUAGAGUAGGUAUAAAUUCUCUGCAAUAUCACAAAAACAGAUCACAAGCUACGACUAACAAAUCUACUAAUACAAAAUGAGACCAAUAACUAAAAGCCUCCUCCGCUAGUCUGCUUCACAGCCGUUCUUUGUACUCGUCACGCAACGCUCUUCUUGGGGAGGAACGUUGCGUGACGACACAAAGAACGGCUGUACGUGGAGCAGACCAUUCCUCCGCAGGAUACUGUCACUAAGGCUAGUUUUAACAUAGCUUAAAACACACACAGUCGUGCAACACUUGUAGUCAUAUAUUCCAAAUCCAAAAUUGUUCCCUAACUUCCUUUCAUUAAAAGCAAGAUUGUUUUACUGGACAAUUGAUAAGACACGAGCCUCGAGUUACUUGCAUGGCUUCAAAAGAUAUAGCUUAGGUUCGUAGGUUAAACAAUUACUUUAGGGUAACAAAAAAUUGUUAGCAGUUAGAUAUUAACAAUAAUGUCUCUCUGAUCCAUCAUAAGAUUACAUUAAACCUUCUGUUCAACUGCCAGUGACAGAGCCAAUGGGAUGGGGACAAGUAUUUUGCAACUCUAAAUGUGGGUCUGAACCUCGGUUAUUAGUUAAUAAUAUUUCCCACCCUAGAACAAUCCGUAAACUUUUUGCAUCUUGAGAACUUACCUCGAUAGCUUCCAAGUAAAAACAACCAUACUUUCCAAAAUUCACGAACCUCUAUUGAGUUUGUGGACAAAAUCUUACUGUGUGACCUCUGAAAUGUAAGGUACAAUUCACCGUCAUAUUAUUUUUACAGAGGAUACCUAUUCUGUGACAAAGGAAGAUGGAAUUUAUUUAAAGGAUCUCAUUCCCAAAAAAUGCUCCAUUAAAAAGGGCAAAGAUAAUGGUGGCAAUGGUAACGGCAAUGGUAAUGGCAAUGGUUGUGGCAAUGGCAAUGGUAAUGGAAAUGGAAAUGGCAAUAGUUAUGGCAAUGGUAAUGGCAAUGGUAAUAGGAAUGGUAAUGGCAAUGGUAAUGGCAAUGGAAAUGGCAAUGGUUAUGGCAAUGGUAAUGGCAAUGGUUAUGGCAAUGGUAAUGGCAAUGGUUGUGGCAAUGGUAAUGGUAAUGGCAAUGGUAAUGGCAAUGGCAAUGGUAAUGGUAAUGGCAAUGGUAAUGGUAAUGGCAAUGGUAAUGGCGAUGGUGGUAAUGGUAAUGGCGGCAAUGGUAAUGGUGGCAAUGACAAUGGUGGUAAAGACAAUGGUGGCAAUGACAAUGGUUAUAAAAAGAAGAAAGGAGGCGCCAAACGUUUGACUUUAAAAUGUUACUUCACUUACCGGGGUUCCCUCACUACGCCUCCUUGUACUGAAACAAUACGGUGGAUAGUUCUGAAAGACUAUAUCCUCGCUUCUACCAGCCAGGUAUGUAAUGCUAACUAACUUGGAUUAAACCUAGCUUAAGGAAACUUCUACGCUUUACAAUUAGGAGUGUACACUCUACAAGUGCUAAGAUAAUACAUCGGUGGUUCAGCCACUCACUGUCAGAGUAGCAUUGACCGGCUCUUGGAGGACCUUUUGCCACAUAUGGCGAAUAUUUCAGUAGCAAAAGCGACAACAAUGUCUACCAUGUCAAUGUUUUUAACAUUGUAUUACAAACAAACAAUUGGAAUAACAGAUGAUGUAUAGUAUGUUAAUAUUUCUUAGACAAGCUUAAAGGAGUUAACACAGGCCUUUUGCACAGAUUAGUUGAACACGUGUUCAACUUUCUGUAAACACGAAAACAGUUAGCAUCUGAAACACUGGGUUAGCAGGAACUGAAAGAGCAUAUUAAAAUUAGGUAACCUGUAUAUAAUCAGCUGUAUAUCGCAAAAUUAGCGAUGGCAACAGCCCCGAAAAUUACGAGGAUUUGUAUGGUAAAAACAGCUUUUGCCACCCAGUCACGAUUAUUUGGUUUUCCAUAAAAACCCUGUAAAUUUGGAAAUUAUAGGGCUCAAAUCUCCUUUUUAUUCAUAACAGGCAAUUUGAGCCCUUAAAUACAUAAGGGAAAGAUUUAAUGACAGUAUUUACAAGGAUUUUGCAAAAGGCCUAUUCUACAAGAUUACGGGCAGGCUCCUCUGUUGCAUAUGCGACAUUGUCAGACCAACACAUUCACUGUAUUUAAAUUGAACCACAAACUGUUAGUUUAAAAAACAAAUGAUGCGUCGUUAAUAAACUAAUUAAUGAAUUUUGUUUGUUUUUUUUGUUCUAGCUCGAAAAGUUCAGGAAACUUGAAGCAAAGUAUUAUGGUCCGCACAUGUGCGACAACUUCAGACCAGUCCAAAAAUUGAAUGACCGCGAUGUCUACUCCGUCACAAAAAAAGAUAAUGACAAGUGAAUAAUAAAGGCAAUAAAUUAAACAAGCAAAGUGCAUAUCAUGUUGAGAUAGCAAUUAAUUGUGCUAUUUUAUGUUUUUUUUAUGAAUUUUAUGUUUUCGUUAAUCUUUGUAAGGUUUUUUGUAAGGCAAAAAAUUACUUUAUUUUGCACUAAUAUAUCUUGUUUGUUCUCAAUAAACUGGUGAUGAAAUUUAUUGCGGAGUCACUGAUUUAUUUAAAUCCUCUCCUCAAAGCAAUGAUACACAACUAGUUCCUAAAGGUGGAUGGCAAGAUUUUUCAAUUUUUGGAAGCACUUUGAUGGAUCGAGAUAACCUGAAUUCCAAUUUUGCUUCCACCUACGGCGUUUGAUCGGGUAAAUACGCUAAUUUUCAGUAGCAAAUACGGCAGCUGGAAUUCUUCUUAACAUCGUUUGGGGAACAUGAUAGUUGAAUUUUGAAAAUACAAGGGAAUACCUCGAAAUAAUUAGAAAUUUUAGAUUCUAGGAUUGCCGUACAUAAUUAUUGAAAAUUUUGGAAAAUCGUUUUAAGGCGAAAGACGGGAAGAUUAGGAAAUCGAAUACUUCGAGAGUUCAUGCAAAAACCUUCUGACUGUUUCGUUUUCGGUUAGAUCUUCUGGAAGCACUGCUUCUAUAGACAAUUUCCAUCGAGUGAUCCCUUUCUGGAAAACACCUACUUGAUGAGAUGGCCUCGAGUAUUCCGUAUAAUUACUUCAUCAAGAUAAACCGUCAAGUUCGACAUGAAAUCCCUUGCUGCUGAAUCUCGUUUGGAUUUUGUUGAUUUGAUUAAACGAAUAAGUUGAACAUCCAUCCACUGAUCUUCUCUGCCGACAAAAGGCCUUUCAGACUGCAUUUGACUUCCAUAUAAGUACAUGCUGAUACUGCGCAUAUCCCGGAUAUCCCUUCAUUCUAAUCUGUCUUAAUUACCCCUGAAGAGAUUUUAGUAUAAUGAACGUAUAGUGUAGAAAUUAGUUUGGUAAUUAAUACUAAACGUAUGAUUAGCUGAAAAGUGUCGUGCAACUUUCACACAAAUCAUGAGAAAAGUCAGAUUGACUCGCUCACAAGCUUUUUCAACCCCAUGAUAAUAAUAAUUAAUAAUAUAAUAAUAGUAGGUUUUUAUGGAGCAUUUAAAGAAUUCUCAAUGCGCUUACAACAGCGCUUACAAUAAAUAGGCCUACAAUAAAUAAAGUGUGAAGGAAACUAUAUACAGUAAUUAUUCCUAAAAAGACAUGUUUUCAAACGUUGCUUAAAAGUAGAGACAGAUUCACAGUUUUUGAUAUGAUCAGGUAGACUGUUUUAGAUUUUCGGUGCAUAAUAUGAAAAUGAGCGGUGUCGAUCCAUAAGCCACGAUAUUAACAGAAGGAACUUGUAAAAGCAAUCUAUUAGAUGAGCGGAGUAAACGAGCCGGCUGGUAAUUGAGAAGGAGUGAAGACAAAUAGUCAGGGAGCUAAAUCGUUUAAAAUUUAAAAUGUUAAAAGCAGUAUUUUAAAGUGGAUGCGUGCACCAAUAGGAAGCCAAUGCAAGUCUUUCAUGACAGGAGUUACAUGGUCGGAUCUUAUUCCUGAAACGAAACGUGUCACGGAGUCUGAACACGUUGCAGCUUGUCCAUUUCUCGCUUGGGCAAGCCACAGUAUAAAGUGUUACAAUAAUUCGAGCGCGACGUAACAAAAGCAUUGACCAUCGUCUGAAGGUGAUUCUUGCUCAGAUACUUCCUCAAUCUGCCAAUGAAUCGAAUUGCUAGCAUAGCCUUUUUGCAAGAUUGAGCGUUCUAUCUAGGUUGACACUAAGAUUACAAAGUCGGUCUGAUGGUUGUACUCUUAGACUAGAGUCGCCAAUCAAAGAAUCACUGAGAAUUGGGUUCUUGACGAAACGAGAACUAAACUGAAUAACCUCUGUUUUACUAGGAUUAAUUGCAGACUAACUUAAUGAUGUUCCAUUCUAUAACUUCACUAACACUUCUGAAGGGUGUUUAAGGCAGGACGUUGAUCAUGAGGGUCAAUAGUUAUGUAGAGUUGAGAGUCAUCUGCGUACAACAUACAAUCUAGGUUAUAUGAGCAGAAAUUAUGUCUUGAAUAGGUGCUGUAUAAAGAGUAAACAAGAGAGGACCGAGUAUCGAACCUAGUGGAACUCAAUCAAAUCUUCGACUGCUAGAUGUUGUGUUACCAAUAGUAACAGAUUGUAUCCGACCAGUAAGAUAAGACGAAAACCAUCUUAGCACUAUGCGGGAAAAACCGAAGUAUCUACUCAGCCUAUCCAAAAGUAUAGUAUGGUCUAGGGUGUCAGACGCGGCUAACAAAUCAAGCAUGACUAAUAUAAAACAGCAUCUUGUCGGCAAUCAAUAGUCCUAAGAACAUCAGUUAUUACUCGCAGAAGGGCAGUCUCAGUGGAAUAAUGUUUUCGGUAGGCGCAUAGAAGGCAUGUGUCUGAACCGCGACAACCUUCUCACUGACUUUUGCUAGGAAAGGUAUAUAUUGGCUACAAGUCGGUAAUUUUUUUAAAACAUCCUUGUCAAGAUCUGGCCUUUUCCGGUAUGGACGAAUCAAAGAUACUGAUAGUAUGAGAAAAUAGAAGGGAUUCCCGUCACGUAACGUCUCCAGCCAGCUGAGUGUACAGCAUGCCGGUAAUUAAAAACUCUAAAAAGAAAAUGGCCAAGGGGCUGAAUACUAUUCGGGCGAGAGAGGAAGUUCAGGGAGAAGAGAUUGUGUCAGGGGCACCCAACGACCGUUUUCGGGGAAAUAUCUGUUCGAAGCCCUCUAGAAUGGCUAAAAUUUUCGGGAGCCCAAGAACAGCUAAAAAUUUCGAAAAUGUUUCGUGGUGACUGUUCGUUGGGCUCAGAGUUUCGGGAUUUGUGUGGUUUGUUCACCUAAGAAUUUGGGAUUUUGUAGUAAUCUCUAGAUCACCUAGAAAUUUCGUAGCUUUCGUAGUAAUCUCUACAUUCUGAUUUCGGCACCUAGAGAUUUCGUAGCUUUCGUAAACUAAGAAUAGAGCUUAAACCCGGCAGUCUCAUUGUCUCAUUAGCGAAAUUUCACACGACUGAUUUAAAACCCAACGACCCUUUUCUGAGAGUACCAGGCUUACCGGUUACGCGUACUCAGGACAGUAUCGCAGCAGGACUACCGGAGGGAGGGAUCGGUGGGAUAAACCAGACAACGCUAUUGUAGCACUGUUCUCGGCUGCGCAUGUAUCACUGAUGUAUCUGAUCUACCGAAUUUUAAUAAAGUCACAUUUCUGACAUUUGCAGUUACAGUUAACUGUUUAGAAAAUAGGAAACUUUCAGCGUUUCAGUGAACUUUAGCCCGCGAAAACAGACGUUUUUUCACUGUUUUUUUUUUCUGUACUCGCUCAUCGCCACCUGGGGGGUGUGUGGGGAGGGGGAUGGGGGCGAGGAGCGAGGACAAACUACUGCUGGCAACUUUAAUUUUUGGUUGUUCGGUGACCGUAGCGUGCAGGGUGAUGAGUGGGUGAUACAGACCCGUUAUCUGUUGCAUACAGGCUUUCUGGGGCUAGAUUGGGGAUAAUAUAUUCAGCUGGCAGCUGUGCUGUAUCUUCUGUAUAUUGACCAAGACGAAGUCACGGGCCGGUGCACGGUCCUGCUGAUUCCCUGAGCUGAUUGUCGACAACCAAAAAAUCACUCGGAUGUCAAAAUCCAGCUCACCGGAGUAAUCAGCUUGGUGUGUAGCAUCUCUUGAUCUUUUUGCAAAGACACAAGAAGCACGAGAAUUGAUUAAAAAUCGUGAGUUAAUCCUCUAUGUCUCACGCGAUCGCCUGUCUCACAGUACUAAAAUUAUCAUAUCUCGGUGAGCAUUCGGAAGUCAGCCAAGCGCGGUCAUUUCACGCGUGCUGUACAAGAAUGCUGUAUCAUGACAGACUAGAAACAAUAGAAAACUCCCAAAGCACAAAUCUUCAAUGUUUACUCAAAUUUGAGCUUAUAAAAGAUAAAGUCACAGUUUUUCAAUGACCAUGAAAUUCAGAAUCCGGGUAGUUAGUUAAUCAAUUGUGGCCCUGAAAAAUUUGACGGAAUAAAACGAGUUUUUAAGAAAAUGCUUUUUUCGUGAGAAGCAGUCUUAAACACUGACAAACGUCAACAAAUACCUAAAACUAUGAUUUCUAUAUGUUUGCUUUGCUCGAAAUCGCGCCCAUUUACAAGGCCCCAAAGCUUUUUGCUGACCUGCAAGGACCUAUCUGAGAUUUUCACGAAAAAAUGCCGACAACAGAAGAAUUCAGACUCAAACCCCAAAGAGGCGUGGCACUAUAACCACGUGACAUCUACUCCGAUCGCCAAACAUUUUAUGCCAUAUUGUAGAUUGAUCUAUAUGUUAUCCAUGCUAUAUGUUAGACUUAUGAUCAAAGUAAAGGUGAAGAUACCAGAGAGCUUCAAAGUAGGUUGGUGCCCUCACAAAAUAACGGGGUCGAGUCACCUUAAUGCUCCAUUUUUAACUUCCUUGUUCUUUAUUUUGAAAGGUCCAGAAAAUUGGCACGAACUAAAUCUGACGGAUCCCAAUCAGCCUAAUCACUUUGGUAAAAAUAAACAAUCACCAAUAGACAUCAAAACAAGCGAGGUUGAGGAAGCUAUUGUGCCUACCGUCCUUUAA